UGGCUUGUACUGCUUUCCCUCCUCGUGCAUCUCUUCGUUCGUGGGCAACUUGCGUUAGCGUACUAUGACCCUCUAUCUCGGCAGAGCAGCCACAGAAGCUCCCCGUCUCUCGCUUCGGCUUCAUCGUCCGCUACUCGCCACCGCCACUCAACUUAUAUCUCGUCGAAGUCAGUCAUCCCGCCAGGCUAUCUGUUCCAGCAGAAUGAUAACGCAAACGAACGACGUUGCCUCGGCUGGUGUGCGAGGGGCCGCGACCGUGUCAGGCAGCAACAAGCAACCCUCUUCGGGAGACCGUGACUACUCCAAAUUCUUUACUGAGCGCAGUGCGGCUAGGCAGCCCUCGGCUAUCCGGACUCUUCAACCUCUUAUGACUUUGCCAGGAAUGAUCUCAUUGGGCGGAGGAAACCCCAACACGGUCACAUUCCCUUUCCAAGACCUAACAUUCACACUCAAGCCCGAAGCGGGUGGUGGCGAGGUACGCGUCGGCGCAGAGGAUGUGCAGAAGGCCUUGCAGUACAGUCCCACGAACGGAUUACCAGAGUUCGUAGCGUGGCUGAAGGACCUACAAACGACGGUGCAUCAGCCGCCGUAUCAGGACUACCACAUCUGCGUGGGAAAUGGAAGUCAGGACGUGCUGACGAAGGCAUUUGAAAUGCUUUUGGACAAGGGAGACAGUCUCUUGAUUGAGGCACCGGCAUACGUCGGCUCAUUGGCUUUCCUCAAACCGCUGGGCUGCAAGUUCGUUGAGAUUCCGGUUGACGCACAAGGACUGGAUCCAGAAAAGCUGGAAAGCACCCUACGCGAGUGGAAAGAUCCCAGCACGCGACCGAAAGUGCUGUACACCGUCCCAACAGGAGGAAACCCCACUGGCAUCAGCACCAGCACGGAACGCAAACGCAGGAUAUACGAUAUUGCAAAGCAGUACGAUAUCAUCAUCCUGGAGGAUGAUCCGUACUACUAUCUACAGUUCCAGACCCCCCGCGCCCCAACCUACUUCUCCCUCGACACCGACCGCCGGGUCCUCCGCUUCGACUCCCUCUCCAAAAUCCUCUCCGCGGGCAUGCGUCUCGGCUGGGUCUCCGGCCCCAAACCGCUCGUAGACCGCAUCGUCCUGCACGGACAGACCACCCUCCUGCACCCUUCGGGCGUCUCCCAGAUGCUCGCGUACCAGUUGUUGAAUGUGUGGGGCGUCGAGGGGUUUUUGCAGCAUACGGAGCGGGUGACAGAGUUUUAUAGGGAGAGGAGGGAUGCGUUUUUGGGGAGUGCGGAGAGGUGGUUGAAGGGGUGCGCGGAGUGGAGUGUUCCUGAUGCUGGCAUGUUCUUCUGGAUCAAACUGCUCGGCAUAUCCGACUCAUCCGAUCUCAUUCGGACAAAAGCCAAGGAGAAGAAAGUCCUCCUCGUCCCCGGUCAUGAAUUCUUCCCAAACCCGCGCAAGACACCGUACGUCCGCGCGUCGUAUUCGACCAGCGAUCCGGCGGAUAUGGACGAGGCGCUGAAACGAUUGGCGGAGCUUGUUAGGGAUGAGACUCGUAAAUGAGGGUCGUCGCGGUUGAGGUAGAGGCAGACCGUAGGUGCUGCGAAGUGUACGUGUAGGGACAUCGUCUUUCGGGCUCCGAUUGGCUGUACAUAGAUCCAUUUGUCUCUUGGUUUCCCAAAGCUGUUGGCAUAGACAUUAUUGCUGCCGAGAGACGUGCGCUCCUAUAGCUGUGCGGGUUAGGGUAGCUGCUGAAGUGUCCGGACGGUACAGUACAAGCUUCCUUUCGCGGAUAGCUCGGACAUCUCGGACAUAGCUGCGCGUGGUCGACGAACACCUUUUCCCUCCAGCAUCUUUUCAAGAUCAAGACCAAGAUUCCGUGGCCCAUUCGUCCUUCACAUCGUCGUCGCUCUGUCGCCCGCACGCUCUUUCGGAGGAGGAGAAGGAGAAGGAGGUAUCGCCGACAAGGGUGGAGCAUUG
This is a messenger RNA of Fimicolochytrium jonesii, 1954 nucleotides long. RefSeq names its product pyridoxal phosphate-dependent transferase. Gene Ontology annotation, molecular function: pyridoxal phosphate binding; transaminase activity. The record is from RefSeq and is a predicted model, not a curated record. Gene Ontology annotation, biological process: biosynthetic process. The coding region runs from base 65 to 1537 and encodes 490 amino acids. Lineage: Eukaryota; Fungi; Chytridiomycota; Chytridiomycetes; Spizellomycetales; Powellomycetaceae. The transcript has 8 exons.